This is a messenger RNA of Acanthopagrus latus (yellowfin seabream), 2031 nucleotides long. RefSeq names its product methyltransferase like 3 (gene mettl3). Lineage: Eukaryota; Metazoa; Chordata; Actinopteri; Spariformes; Sparidae. Bases 147 to 1913 code for a protein of 588 amino acids. The record is from RefSeq and is a predicted model, not a curated record. Gene Ontology annotation, cellular component: RNA N6-methyladenosine methyltransferase complex; nucleus. The transcript has 11 exons. Gene Ontology annotation, molecular function: mRNA m(6)A methyltransferase activity; mRNA (2'-O-methyladenosine-N6-)-methyltransferase activity.
CGUCUAAUCUCUCGAUCAAGAUGCUACUCCGACACUUGCCGCCGUGUACCAUACAUUCUUGGCUCCAAACAAGGCGGACAGUGGUCAACUUUGUGUCUGAAUACCGUUUCGUGUGAGCGGUGUCGGUGUUGGCAUCACUGCUCGUCAUGUCGGACACAUGGAGCAACAUUCAGGCGCACAAGAAGCAGCUGGACUCUCUGCGGGAGAGGCUGCAGCGGCGGCGGAAGGAUCCCGCACAGCUGUCCGGGGAUGGUGGCAGCAGCACGGAGGGCUCCACAGCCAGGAGUGACAGCCCGGCUCCAUCUGCACCGUUUCAGCCUCAGGAGGAGAAGGAGAAACCGCCAGACCCCGAACUAGAGAAGAGGCUGCUGGGAUAUCUCUCUGAUCUGAGUCUUUCGAUGCCAACCGACUCACUCGCCCUCACAAAUGAACUCAACAGUUCUGGGACAGAUGUCAGUCAUGGAUGCAUCCAGAGCCUGCUGCUAAAGUUUUCCGCCCAGGAGCUCAUCGAGGUCCGUCAGCCCACUUCAGCAUCUUCUUCUACCGCUUCCUCCCCCUCGAUUGUGGUGUCAGUGGACCACACGAAACUGUGGGCCAUGAUCGGGUCCGUGGCCGGAGCCCAGCGGACCGGAGUCAAGAGGAAGGCGGAAGACCUGACCCACAGUAAAAGAGCUCCAGGCUUCCCGCCCUCGCUCCAGAGCUCGGCCUCUCCUCCGCGCACCUCCUUCACCUCUGUCACACCGGCUUCCUCAACACAGAUGGCGGGGCCCUCGGCGUCAGGGAGCGGGGCAGACAAGAAGGGCAGGAGCAGCAAAAACCCGUCGUCUCAUUUGGACAUGGAGAUAGAGAGCCUCCUGAACCAACAGUCCACUAAAGAGCAGCAGAGCAAGAAGGUGAGCAGAGAGAUCCUGGAGCUGCUGAACGCCAGCACAGCUAAGGAGCAGUCCAUCGUGGAGAAGUUCCGGUCUCGCGGCCGAGCUCAGGUCCAAGAGUUCUGCGACCACGGGACCAAAGAGGAGUGCGUGCGCUCCGGGGACACGCCGCAGCCGUGCACCAAGUUACACUUCCGGCGCAUCAUCAACAAGCACACAGACGAGAGCCUCGGCGACUGCUCCUUCCUCAACACCUGUUUCCACAUGGACACCUGCAAGUACGUCCACUACGAGAUCGACAGCCCCCCGGAGGCCGAGGGGUGCCUGCUGGGGCCCCAGGCCGGGACCACGGAGCUGGGGCUUCACGCGGGGGACGCGGACAGCAACGUGGGCAAACUGUUCCCAUCGCAGUGGAUCUGCUGCGAUAUCCGCUACCUGGACGUGUCCAUCCUGGGCAAGUUUGCCGUGGUGAUGGCCGACCCUCCGUGGGACAUCCACAUGGAGCUGCCCUACGGCACGCUGACUGACGACGAGAUGAGAAAGCUCAACAUUCCCAUCCUGCAGGAUGACGGCUUCCUCUUCCUCUGGGUCACCGGCAGGGCCAUGGAGCUGGGCAGAGAGUGUCUCAGCCUGUGGGGCUAUGACCGAGUGGAUGAAAUCAUCUGGGUGAAAACCAACCAGCUCCAGAGAAUCAUCCGCACGGGUCGGACCGGCCACUGGCUGAACCACGGGAAGGAGCACUGUCUCGUGGGUGUGAAGGGAAACCCUCAGGGCUUCAACAGAGGUUUGGACUGCGACGUUAUUGUUGCAGAGGUCCGCUCCACCAGUCACAAACCAGAUGAGAUCUACGGCAUGAUCGAGAGACUGUCGCCCGGCACCAGGAAGAUCGAGCUUUUCGGUCGACCCCACAACGUCCAGCCCAACUGGGUAACCCUUGGAAACCAGCUCGAUGGCAUUCAUCUGUUGGAUCCGGACGUCGUGGCCCGGUUUAAGAAGCGCUACCCAGACGGCGUCAUCUCCAAACCCAAAAACAUGCAGUGAUGACUUUUAAUCAGUGGUCAUGCGCCUGGAGGACUUUUGUCUGUAGUCUGUUUUUGUUCUUGUGUCUUUUUAUACCAGUGAACUCAUUUCUUAAAUAAAUGUUGUUAAUAAGAAACAA